Messenger RNA from Schistosoma intercalatum, 1641 nucleotides. The record is from the annotation of a GenBank genome assembly. Lineage: Eukaryota; Metazoa; Platyhelminthes; Trematoda; Strigeidida; Schistosomatidae.
AUGUCAGGUGCUGUUAAGGUGAUUCCAAAUGAUGAGUCUCAGCGAGAAAAUUGCACAACGUCAUCUGAACCAGUUUCGUUUGUGGAAAAGUCUGAGAGUAUUUACUCUUCAUGUGUUCCACAGCCUGUUCCACCGAAACUUCCUGUUAAUAAGUUGUAUGGAAUUCGAGGUAUAAUUGGAAUCUGUCUAUUGUUGUUUUCUGCGUACAUUGGCUCUAUCUUCUUUUUGGCUCCAUUACUACCGUUGGCUGUUCUGUCGCCUGUUGUAUUUCGCUAUUUUAGUGACUUUCUUUUAACAUCGUGGCUGAUGCUUGCUGAAUUUGUAAUACUCAAAAUUCUUGGUUGUCGUAUCCGUCAUUUUGGUGACCGAGUUAUACCACCCACCACUACUGAACCCCAUAGCUGUCUCUUUCUGAUCAAUCACCGGACGCAAUUAGAUUGGUUCUUCGUGUGGGGUUUAGGUGAUCCAAUUCAGCGUAUGAAAAUAAUUCUUAAGGAUUCUCUUGCGAAAGUUCCAGGUGCUGGUUGGGCAAUGCAAUGUGGUAGCUUUAUAUUCCUACGCCGGCGUAUUGCAACAGAUCAACAGCGAUUACAAAAAAUUGUAGAAUAUUUACUCAAAGUUAAACAGAGUUGUCAAUUGUUAAUCUUUCCUGAGGGCACAAAUUUGAGCAGUACUUCGUUGGAGAGAAGUGACAGUUACGCGAAGCAAAAUAACUUACCAUGUGUUCGUUAUACACUUCAUCCUAGAAGUACUGGAUUCUUGCAUUUAGUGAAAUUGAUUGGCUUAGAUCAUCUAACUGAAGUAUAUGAUGUCACAGUAGCCUAUCCAGAUAUUUUACCGUCACCGGAAAUUAAUCUAAUUUAUGGACAUAUUCCACAUGAAGUGCAUUAUCUUGUUCGCCGUUUCUAUUUAAGUGAUUUACUGGACAUCAAAAAUGAUAAUCGAAAAUUAGACGACGAAACAAAUGAUAAAUUGUCGAAAUGGUUACAAAAUCGUUGGUUAGAAAAAGAAAAUAUUUUGAAAGAAUAUUAUGAUAAUCCUAUUGGCAAACGCUCAUUUCAAAAUGAAAUAACACCUGAUAGUCUAGUAUUCUAUGUGAAUUCGUCAGAUAAUAUAAUGUUCACUUAUUUGGGUUUAUUCAACACUGGAUUUUGGUUUCUAUCCAUGUUCAGCUUAGUGUAUCUGAUUUAUACUACAUUCUAUAUUCAGAUUUAUUUUAUCACAAUUCAGUUGUUGUUUACUUAUUUCACUUAUUACACAAAUGGUGUUAAUAUAUGGGCCACUAAAUGGAUUAGUAAUUCCGUUAAAGGUGAAUACAACGAGAUCAAUGAUACUACUUUUAAUGCUACUACUGCUAAUAAUAGUCAUGAUAUUAAACAUGAUGAUGUUGAUAGUAAUGCCAAUAAUGUCUUCAUGCAUUCAGUUCAAUAUGAAGGUGUUGAUCAGAAUAGAAAAGCUACUUAAAAUCACAUUGUUCUUGCACUAUAAACACAAAGUAUAGAUAAUGUGAAUCCAAUAUGUCGAGCUGUUUUGUUUGUUGUUGUUUUUUCUUUCUGAAAGAAAUAACUACUCAUUGAAUUCAUCUUCACAUUCAUACUACUUGUUCUGCCUAAUUUUCGUCUCUUUCUCCAUCGUUUGUCU